UUGGUUUUCUGAUUCUCUUCGUGUAAGAAACUUGUCCAAGAAAAAAUCACACUCGAAAUAGUAUUAAAUCAAACCAAACUAUUCCGAUCUGUUUCCCAAUUCUGUUUAAUUUCCAUAUAAAGCAGAAGAAAAGUAAAAAAACAAAGGUUUUGUGAAGCGAACGCAUUUAUCGAUUGUUCAAAAGAAGGUGAAUUUGGUGCAGUUUUCUGAUAAUAUUGCAAGCAACAGAGAUAUGGCUAUACUUGAUCAAGCUUCAAAUAUGAUGUCUUUACCAUUGGAUUAUACAAGAAAGAGGAAAUCAAGGAGUAGAAAAGAUGCACCAAAGAAUGUAGCAGAAACACUAGCAAAGUGGAAAGAGGUCAAUGAAAAACUAGAGUCUAGUGAUGAUGGGAAAAAGCCGGUGCGCAAAGUUCCCGCUAAAGGAUCAAAGAAGGGGUGUAUGAAAGGUAAAGGAGGACCCGAAAACGGGCGAUGUAAAUACAGAGGUGUUAGGCAAAGGACAUGGGGUAAAUGGGUUGCUGAGAUUCGGGAACCGCAUAGAGGGAGAAGGCUUUGGUUAGGUACUUUUGAUACUGCAAUUGAGGCUGCUCUUGCUUAUGAUGAAGCUGCUAGAGCAAUGUAUGGUCCUUGUGCUAGGCUUAAUCUUCCGAAGGAUGAUUCCUCGUUGCCUACGAUAUCUCAAUCCGAUUCUACAACAGCCUCAAGUCUCACUGAGACCAACAUUCCUAAGAUUAAAUUUGAAGACCGCGAAAGUGAAUCGAGAAGCGAUGGAACGAGGAGUGUUUUUUAUGAAGCUGGAACACCUUCAAGCUCAAUAAAAGAGGAAGCUAAAGACGAGGCUAAGGGGGUGUUGGAUAAUAGCGGGAUUGUUGAAAUUAAAGAAGAGCCUAUCGCUUUUGAUUACGAUUCAAUGAAGAGUGGACAAGAUAAUAAUCUUGACAACUUCUGUUUUGAUGAUGAGAUGUUCGAUGUAGAUGAGCUAUUAGGCGUGUUAGAUUCGACUCCACUGGACGCUCUGGCUCCCAACCAAGUUUCUGGUUCUGUUCCUCUUGAUCAAGAUCAGUAUGCCUAUGAUCCUUCGUAUCGACUGCAGAGCGCUGCCUAUGACAACAACCAGUUCUCCAAUCCGUCAUGUCAGUUGCAAAAUACAGAUGGUAAAACAUUUGAAGAUUUGCAGCAAAUGCAGCAGCAAGCACCUAUAGUUGAUGAGUAUAAUUUUGAUUUCUUAAAGCCAGGACGGCAGGAAGACUUCAACUUCAGCUUGGAUGACUUGGGUUUCCUUGAUUUCUAAUAAAAUUUUGGUAGUUUGGUAAUUGGUAGGCCUUGCGCGCAGGCUCAGGAUGAUGUUCUGCCGCUUUGAUACGAUGGAUUUAGUACUCUUGGUUGAUUGCUGGAUUUAUGCAAUUGUCAAAGUUUUUGAAUGUUUACCAUGCUAGUUCUACAAAGUCUUUUUCCUUGUUCUAGGAAAAGGAGAAAGAAUAGGACAACUUCAGAAGAUACUCUUUUGUUUUUUUGUUUUUCCCUUUUUGAGGAAACUGUGGUUGUCCCUUGCCUUUCUGCCAAAAGAUAGCUGAUUCUUGAUAAGUUUUUGGAUCAGAGAAUUCAGCUGCGCUUGAAUCAAACAAAAUUUCUGCUGUACAGUUGUAACAUUGAGUAGUUAGUUUGCUAACAUUCGCAAAGGUGUUGAUGUUCUCAUGAUGAUAAUAAAAGAGAAAAUCAUCUUUCUGUAAUUGUCAUGUACUAGUAUGUUGUUAUAGCUGUGUGACGUUAGUUUCUUU
Nicotiana tabacum (common tobacco) is the source of this 1778-nucleotide messenger RNA. RefSeq names its product dehydration-responsive element-binding protein 2A-like. The record is from RefSeq and is a predicted model, not a curated record. Gene Ontology annotation, molecular function: transcription cis-regulatory region binding; DNA-binding transcription factor activity. NCBI's taxonomy places the organism in Eukaryota, Viridiplantae, Streptophyta, Magnoliopsida, Solanales, Solanaceae. Gene Ontology annotation, cellular component: nucleus. Gene Ontology annotation, biological process: response to stress; positive regulation of DNA-templated transcription.